Molecule: messenger RNA, 996 nt
Organism: Didymella exigua CBS 183.55
Lineage: Eukaryota; Fungi; Ascomycota; Dothideomycetes; Pleosporales; Didymellaceae
Exons: 1
Source: RefSeq, a predicted model, not a curated record
AUUUUAGGAAGAAAAGGUAAAAGUAUUUUUGUUCAGGAGUUGGCGAAUUCUCAAGUUAACAGCAAUAAACCUGUAACUUUAAAGGUCUUAAAUGAAAUAUUAGCAUACUCUAGUGUAUUAGUGAGCGAAGAUACUUUAAAUUCCUUAUUAAAUAUGCCUCGGUUAGUUUUUUACGAUUUACAAAAAAAAGAAACCUUAGAUUUUAUCUACGAUAAAUUGGGAACACCACAUAGUAAAAUACAGUCACAAGGUGUUUAUAUUUUUACUUAUUUAAGCACAGCUCAAAAAUACGUAGGUUCAUCUUCUCAAUUAGCUUUUAGAUUAAAAGGUUAUUUAAAUAAAACUCAUAAAAGCACAGGUAAGUUAAUUCCUUUAAUAGAAGAAGUAGGAUUAUCUAAAUUUAAAUUAGAAGUAAUAUGUUUACCUUAUUAUCCUGAAUUUAAAUCAGAGAUAGUAUUAGAGCAAUAUUAUUUACUAGAUCCAUCUUUUAGUUUAAAUACUAUAAGAGUUUCAAAUAACCCUAGCGGAUAUAAUUUUAAACCUUUAUUUAUGUAUAAUAGAGAUAAAUCUAUACUUUAUUAUUCUACUACACAGCAAAAAGAUUUUAUAACUAAACUUAGCAUAAGCCAUUUAACCUUUACUAAACAUCUUACAAAAGGUACUUAUUAUUUAGCUAAGUAUUUAUUUACUAGAGAAAGUAAUAAUGCUGCUAGAAAGUCUCAUAUGACUUUAGCUGAAAUAGCUUUAAUGUUAAAAAGAGAUAGAGUUAACUAUAAUAGAGAAAAACCUGUUAAUGGCUUAAGUAAAGCUAUUGCACUAAUAGAUAUUCAGAAUAAAGAAGAAUUUAUGUUUGAAAGUUUAGGACAAUGUAUUAUAUUCUUAAAAAGUAAAGGAUUUUCUGCUAGUCAAAAAACAUUAGUGAAACGUUUAAAUACAGAUCAAUCUUAUAAAGGUUUUAUAUGUAAAACUGUUAAUAAUAAAUAUAAAGAAUUUUAA